AUGAUUUCAGAAAAUUCUCCAACAGCUUCAAAUAUUCCAAGUAGACGUAAAGUUGCUUUAAUUACAGGCAUUACUGGACAAGAUGGAAGUUAUCUUACAGAAUUUCUUCUUGCUAAAGGCUAUGAAGUUCAUGGUGUUAUUCGACGUUCAAGUAGUUUUAAUACAGGUCGAAUAAAUCAUCUCUAUGAAAAUCCAUCAUUACACAAAGAAGGAGCUAUGAAAUUACAUUAUGGUGAUUUAAAUGAUAGUUCAUCAUUAGUAAAAAUAAUUUCUAGUGUUAAACCAGUAGAAGUAUAUAAUUUAGGUGCAAUGAGUCAUGUUAAAAUUUCUUUUGAUUUAAGUGAAUAUACAGCUGAUGUUGAUGGUAUUGGUACAUUACGUAUUUUGGAUGCUAUUCGAAUAUGUGGUCUUGAGAAGGAAGUACGAUUUUAUCAAGCAUCAACAUCGGAACUUUAUGGUAAAGUUCAAGAAGUUCCACAAAGUGAAACAACACCAUUCUAUCCACGAUCACCAUAUGCUGCUGCAAAAUUAUAUGCGUAUUGGAUAACAAUUAACUAUCGUGAAGCUUACAAUAUGUUUGCUGUCAAUGGAAUUCUUUUUAAUCAUGAAUCACCACGAAGAGGUGAUAAUUUUGUAACGAGAAAAAUUACUCGAUCCGUUGCAAAAAUUCAUCUUAAACAACAAGAAUUACUUGAACUUGGUUCAUUAGAUUCUAAACGUGAUUGGGGCCAUGCACGAGAUUAUAUUGAAGCUAUGUGGCUUAUGUUGCAACAUGAUACACCUGAAGAUUUUGUUAUCGCAACUGGUGAAACACAUAGUGUUCGAGAAUUUGUUGAAGCAGCAUUUGAAGAAGUAGGAAAACGAAUUAUAUGGGAAGGUGAAGGUGUUAAUGAAAUUGGUAAAGAAGAAAAUACUGGCAUUAUUCGUAUUAUUGUUAAUCCAAAAUAUUUUCGACCAACUGAAGUUGAUCUUUUAAUUGGUAAUCCAAAAAAAGCUGAAGAAAAACUUAAAUGGAAACCUAAAAUUACAUUUAAAGAAUUAGUUAAAGAAAUGGUUGCAGCUGAUAUUGAACUUAUGCGAAAAGAUCCAACAGCUUAA
Messenger RNA from Rotaria sp. Silwood2, 1098 nucleotides. The record is from the annotation of a GenBank genome assembly. Lineage: Eukaryota; Metazoa; Rotifera; Eurotatoria; Philodinida; Philodinidae.